GCUGAUCCGCGGGUGGGUGUAGACGCGCAGUAGGCGCGCCCGUGCCCGCUCCCCUCCGCGCGCCUCGCCAGCCCCGCCGCCUCUCCGGCUGCGGAGGAGCGGGGCUCAGUCCCCUGCCGCGCGCCAGUCCCCGCGGUCCCGGCCGGCCGGGCACUCGCAGCAGCGCUCGGGUCGGCGGGCGCUCGCCCUAGUUCACCAUGCACUGCCACGCCGAGCUGAGACUGGGCUCGCCCGGCCAGCUCAAAGCAGCCAGGCGGCGCUACAAGACUUUCAUGAUCGACGAGAUCCUCUCCAAGGAGACCUGCGACUACUUUGAGAAACUUUCCCUGUACUCCGUGUGCCCGUCGCUGGUCGUGCGACCCAAGCCCCUGCAUUCCUGUACCGGCUCCUCUUCCCUUCGGGCGUACCCUCUCCUCUCGGUGAUCACCCGACAGCCCACGGUCAUCUCCCACUUGAUCCCUACCACCCCAGGAAUUGCCCCCGUGUUGUCCCGCCACCCUGCUACUGAGGCUGCCUCUGCUGAGGUCCCAGGUGGCGAGGCGUUAGCCAGCAGUGAGUCAGAGGCCGAGCAGCCCACACCCCGGCAGAAGAAGCCCCGCCGGAGUCGUACCAUCUUCACCGAGCUGCAGCUCAUGGGCCUGGAGAAGAAAUUCCAGAAGCAGAAGUACUUGUCCACGCCAGACAGGUUGGACUUGGCCCAGUCUCUGGGACUCACUCAGCUGCAGGUGAAGACUUGGUACCAGAAUCGCAGGAUGAAAUGGAAGAAAAUGGUCCUUAAAGGUGGACAGGAGGCACCCACGAAGCCCAAGGGUCGUCCCAAGAAGAACUCUAUCCCCACAUCAGAAGAGAUUGAAGCUGAAGAAAAAAUGAACAGCCAGGCUCAGAUCCAGGAGCGGCUGGAGCCCUUGCAGGGACAGGAGGAACCCUGUGAUGCUCAGGAACCCAAAGCAUGCCAUGUCCCCUUGGAGGUGGCAGAGCCACCAGGCCAGCCCCAGGAGUUGACAAUAGCCUCUUCUGAACCCCCACCAUUAAGCUAAAGUAAAAAUGUGGGGGGAAAGGGGAGACUGGGAAGAAGGGAAAAGAGA
Molecule: messenger RNA, 1085 nt
Organism: Castor canadensis (American beaver)
Lineage: Eukaryota; Metazoa; Chordata; Mammalia; Rodentia; Castoridae
Source: RefSeq, a predicted model, not a curated record